This is a messenger RNA of Condylura cristata (star-nosed mole), 1434 nucleotides long. RefSeq names its product kynurenine 3-monooxygenase (kynurenine 3-hydroxylase) (gene KMO). Gene Ontology annotation, biological process: quinolinate biosynthetic process; L-tryptophan catabolic process; NAD+ metabolic process. The transcript has 15 exons. The coding region runs from base 1 to 1434 and encodes 477 amino acids. Gene Ontology annotation, cellular component: mitochondrial outer membrane. The record is from RefSeq and is a predicted model, not a curated record. Lineage: Eukaryota; Metazoa; Chordata; Mammalia; Eulipotyphla; Talpidae. Gene Ontology annotation, molecular function: kynurenine 3-monooxygenase activity; NAD(P)H oxidase H2O2-forming activity; FAD binding.
AUGGAUUCAUCUGACAUUCAAAGGAAAAAAAUAGCUGUCAUUGGUGGUGGCUUGGUUGGAUCAUUAAAUGCAUGCUUCCUUGCAAAGAGGAAUUUCCAAGUUGAUGUUUAUGAAUCUAGGGAAGAUAUCCGGGUGGCUAAAUUUGCACGUGGAAGAAGCAUUAACCUGGCCCUUUCUCAUAGAGGACGACAGGCCUUGAAAGCCAUUGGUCUGGAAGAUCAGAUUGUAUCCCAAGGUAUUCCCAUGAGAGCAAGAAUGAUUCAUUCUCUUUCAGGAAAAAAGUCUGCAAUUCCCUAUGGGACAAAGUCACAGUAUAUUCUUUCUAUAAGCAGAGAAAACCUAAAUAAGGAUCUAUUAACUGCUGUUGAGAAAUAUCCCAAUGUGAAGCUGCACUUUGGCCACAGGCUGUUGAAAUGUAAUGCUGAGGAAGGAAUGAUCACCGUGCUUGGAUAUGACAAAGCUCCCAAAGAUAUUGCCUAUGACCUCAUUGUAGGAUGUGACGGAGCCUAUUCAACAGUCAGAACUCACCUGAUGAAGAAGCCUCGCUUUGAUUACAGUCAGCAGUUCAUCCCUCAUGGAUAUAUGGAGUUGAAUAUUCCCCCCAAGGGUGGCGAUUAUGCCAUGGAACCUAAUUACCUGCAUAUUUGGCCUAGAAAUACUUUUAUGAUGAUUGCACUUCCUAACAAGAACAAAUCUUUCACCUGUACUUUGUUCAUGCCCUUUGAAGAAUUCGAGAAACUUCACACUGGUAGUGAUGUGCUGGAUUUCUUCCAGAAGUACUUUCCAGAUGCCAUUCCUCUAAUGGGAGCGGAAGCCCUGAAGAAGGAUUUCUUCCUGUUACCGGCCCAGCCCAUGAUCUCUGUAAAGUGCUCGUCGUUUCAUUUCAAGUCACACUGUGUGCUGAUGGGAGAUGCAGCCCACGCCAUAGUGCCCUUUUUUGGGCAAGGGAUGAAUGCGGGUUUUGAAGACUGCUUGGUGUUUGAUGAGCUAAUGGAUAAAUUCAAUAAUGACCUUAGUCUUUGUCUUCCUGAGUUUUCAAGAUUUAGGAUUCCAGAUGACCACGCGAUAUCAGAUUUAUCCAUGUACAAUUACAUUGAGAUGAGAGCGCAUGUCAACUCAAGAUGGUUCAUCUUCCAAAAGAACAUAGAUAGAUUUCUCUAUGCUAUUAUGCCAUCUACCUUUAUUCCUCUUUAUACCAUGGUGACCUUUUCGAGAAUAAGAUACCAUGAAGCAGUGAUACGCUGGCACUGGCAAAAGAAGGUAAUAAAUAAAGGGCUUUUUUUCUUUGGGACAUUGAUAACCCUCGGUGGUACCUACCUUCUGAUGCGCUCCACGUCACUGAGACCCACACAUUACUUGAGAAGACCUUGGGACUGGAUCACUUACAUCCAUAACACGGGACAUGUCUCCCUGCAAGGACCAUGGAGUCUCUAG